AGACUACAGUGCGGCCUUUCUGGAACGUUCUCCAAUAAACGCGUGCGCUGUGUACCGCAGGCGACGCUCACUGAGCGCAAUAGCCGCCUGUCCGCUCUGCGAUUGGCUGCUGCCUCGCGCUGUGUUAGUGACUGGGAUAGGCCAGUAGGGGAUUCUGUCAGUUGGCCGCUGUACCGGUCACUAUAGCAACCGCAUAGUGUGCGCCCUGCCUCACGCUGAUUGGCUGCCGGCGGUAGGAAGUGGAACUGAGGCUCCCGGUAGUAGAGCAGCGUGUGGCUGUGUGUGCGGAGCUAUGGCGGGGACGGCCGAGGAUGAGCGCUUUGACGGGAUGCUGUUGGCCAUGGCCCAGCAACAUGACGGGGGAGUACACGAGUUAGUGAAUACAUUCUUCAGUUUCCUGAGGCGGAAGACUGACUUUUUUGUGGGUGGUGAAAGUGGAGCAGCGGAGAAGCUCAUCCAUGAAGCCUUUAACCACCAUAACAAACUUUCUCGUGCCACUCAAGAAAAAAUAGAGGCUGAGAAGAGGGAGGCACAAAAGCGGGAACAUGUGGUAAAGCAAAAACCAAUGGAAAGGGAUGAGCCCAGGAUCACAGAGCUGACUGAUGAAGAAGCAGAGAAACUUCAAAAAGAGAUUGAUAAGAACAAAGCUGAACAGAAAAAUGAGACUGACAAGAGUCCAAAUGAAAUACAGCAGUUGGAAUCCCAAAAGGAUGAAGAUGAGGAUGUAGAAGAUGAGAAGGAUAAAGGGAAGCUCAAACCAAAUUCAGGGAAUGGAGCAGACCUUCCCUAUUACCGGUGGACACAGACCCUGUCAGAAGUAGAUUUAGCUGUACCAUUUCCAGUUUCCUUCCGCCUGAAAGGAAAGGAUGUGAUUGUGGAGAUAAGGCGGCGUAGAAUGACUGUUGGUCUUAAGGGACAAACCCCAAUUUUGGAUGGUGAGCUCUUCAAUGAAGUCAAAGUUGAAGACUGUUCCUGGUUAAUAGAGGAUGGAAAAGUGGUGACUGUCCAUCUAGAAAAGAUCAACACUAUGGAAUGGUGGAGUCGCAUUGUCCAGACAGAUCCAGAAAUUAACACCAAAAAAAUUAAUCCAGAGAACUCUAAGCUCUCUGAUCUAGAUGGGGAAACCCGCAGUAUGGUAGAAAAAAUGAUGUACGAUCAAAGACAGAAAUCAAUGGGACUGCCAACUUCAGAGGAGCAAAAAAAACAAGAUAUCUUAAAAAAGUUUAUGGAACAACAUCCAGAAAUGGAUUUCUCCAAAGCAAAAUUCAGUUGAACCUAUUCUUCACAGCCAGUCACUUUACCAAAGAACAGAUAAAUAUUUGGCAUGUCCAUGUAACUGUUCUGAUUUACAUUAAAAUACAAAGUUGCCUACA
Messenger RNA from Pelobates fuscus (common spadefoot toad), 1373 nucleotides. RefSeq names its product nuclear distribution C, dynein complex regulator (gene NUDC). The record is from RefSeq and is a predicted model, not a curated record. Gene Ontology annotation, cellular component: cytoplasm. The transcript is spliced from 9 exons. Gene Ontology annotation, biological process: protein folding. NCBI's taxonomy places the organism in Eukaryota, Metazoa, Chordata, Amphibia, Anura, Pelobatidae. Bases 293 to 1273 code for a protein of 326 amino acids.